AUGUCUCCAACGAUCAGAGACGCUGCAUGUAAUAAUACUCACCAAGAGUACUUUAUCGAUUUCUUUGGAGAUAAUUUGAUCGUUACCGUAACCUCGACGCCCUCAGUCAUCAGGAAAUGGAUCAGAAAUGUCAUCUUUAACCAUCGUCGUUCGCCAUCUUAUCACCCACUCGUCGUUGGAGUCGGCGUACAGUGGACACCGGAAAGUUGUUACCAUUCUCCGGCGGAGACUCUCCAGUUAUGCGUAGGUAAACGAUGUAUCAUCAUACAGCUGUCUCACUGCGGCCGUGUCCCCGACGUCCUCCGCAGUUUCCUCACGAGUCAAGAAACAACUUUCGUCGGUGUUUGGAAUAGUCAAGACGCGAGAAAGCUAGAACAAUGUAGACAUCAGUUGGAGAUCGGACAACUUCUUGACGUGAGGGGGUACGUUGAAGAUUCAGAAGGUGAGAGUUUGAGUGGUUGUUCGUUUGAGGAGAUUGUUGAGGCAUGCAUUGGUUAUGAAGGAGUGAGGCUAGAUCCGAUGAUAAGCAUGAGUGAUUGGAGUGUUGACGACCUUGAUCCUGAUCAGAUACUUCAAGUAUCAACAGAAGCUUAUGUUUGCUUCAAGCUCGGUGUUUGGGCUCGUCUAUGGCAACAAGAUUGA
Molecule: messenger RNA, 642 nt
Organism: Microthlaspi erraticum
Lineage: Eukaryota; Viridiplantae; Streptophyta; Magnoliopsida; Brassicales; Brassicaceae
Source: the annotation of a GenBank genome assembly